Eleginops maclovinus (Patagonian blennie) is the source of this 1753-nucleotide messenger RNA. RefSeq lists its product as uncharacterized. The transcript has 6 exons. Lineage: Eukaryota; Metazoa; Chordata; Actinopteri; Perciformes; Eleginopidae. The record is from RefSeq and is a predicted model, not a curated record. The coding region runs from base 163 to 1173 and encodes 336 amino acids.
UAUGAUCGGCCAUUCUUUAACAUCAACUGAGUUCUAGAGUGACUAAUAAUGCGGAUAUGUUGCUGCUCAGCUCUCUCUGAUAAGAGCUGUUUGCCCGCUGACUGACUGACUUUAGAGUAGACUGUUUCCUGGGAGCUGUGAACUUCUGAUUCUUACGGGAUCAUGGAUCAUACCUACACAUCUAAAAAAAACGGAGGACACUCAGAUCUCUGCAGACUGCUGCUGCUGCUGUUUCUGACAGGUCUACAGCCGGUGCUGUCCGCAGAUGGAGAGCCUGAACCAGAUGAUGGCGAUAAUAGAGGGGAAAUCAGCUGUGCAAUUGUGGGUCCGGACUACGUGACGGUGGGUGUGCCGAGCAGUGUUGAGUGUUUAGCCAACUGCCCUGCAUGCACCUACUCCAUGACUCUGGACGAACAGACGGCCCAGGGCCAGGGGAACGUGCUGGCCUUCACUGUGAGCAGCUGGGUGGAUGCCUUAACAGUCACAUGCACCGCUGCGGAGGACGACCAAGGGCGGUCUGCCACCACCAGCACCAAGAAACUGCAAGUGUUAGAUGGACCUGCCAAUGUUUCCAUCACAGGCCCCAGUCUGCUGCAUCCAUCAGUGAGCCACACCUACAGCUGCCACGCCCGGUGUCGGCCAUCUUGUACGUAUGCCUGGAGGAUAGACGAAGGCCCAUGGAUCAGUGGGCAAGGGAAUGUCCUUUCUAUCACUCCUCUGGAGAUAGACAACUCCAAAACUCUCGUCUGCAAAGCCACCAACAGUGUGUCCGGUCUUUUCGUCGCUGCUACUCAAAACAUAGAGGUUACAUCUGGUCCAUCAGAGAUUCAUAUCAAAGGUCCAGACGUGAUAUCGAUUUCAGAGAAGCAGCAGUUUGUGUGCUCCGCUGAAUGCCAGCCUUCCUGUCGCUACGUGUCGUCUGUCAACAGUCAGACAGUGAGGGGCAACAUGAUGGAGGUGACGGUGGAUCAUCCCCUUAAAUCUGUCACUCUCAAGUGUGAGGCGCAAAACACGGCUUCAAGGAGGACCGCCACAGCCACAAAAACUGUACAGAUAUCAGAGUCGUUCCGCAGCCUGUCCUCUCGUCCUGAGGAGAGCUCUUUGCUGCUGGCCUUCAUCCUCUCUGCUGCACACACUGUGACCGCACUGCACUCUGGGAGCUCACUGCUCUAGCUAUUGACAAUUAUCCAUGCAACAAACAACACUUUAUAAUUUCUUGCAAACAAGAGCUGUUUGUUUUAUGCUAUUUGCUAUUAUUUGGUAAAUCAUUUUAGAUAUAAAAGGAUUUAUAGAUGUAUGGUCCUCACGAUCAUAAAGACUCUUUGUGUCUCUGUUGGACAGGUCCUUCUCUCUGUGAACUCACUUGUAAGGUAUACUGGAGAAUGAAUGACUCAGGUCCCUGUAAUCUCAGGCUGCAUACUGUUCUUUUUCAUCUGUGUCACAUGUUGACUGUAGGUUCAACCCUGUUUGCACUUCCUGGUGAGAUGCUAGAAAAAGCACUUCAAAAUCAAAGUGUUCAUUGAACAUGUGCUGUCAGAGUGUGUUGACUUUGAACUGCUCCCCACUAUUGUCACGCACACACUCAAGAAUCCUACAAACCACACUUCUCCAAUACACUCAGCCCACACCCCACGAUCAGACAUGUUCACUGUAUUGAUGCUUUUCCCUUGAUCCUCCUGUGUAUUACCCAAUGUAUUAACUUGUCUCCAUUCACCUGUGUUGGUUCACUGAAUAAACAAAGAAAAUAAAUAAA